AUGAGUUUUCGUGAAGCUGUGAAGCUCGUUAAGGAGAAACUGGGUAUCAAAGAAGAUGUGGGCGUAACACUUACUUUCCAGUGGCCGUCAUUCAUGCUGAUGGACGACGGCCGCGACGCACCACCUGUGCUGAUGUCUUCGGAUGAUGAAGUGUCUCUUUUUGUGGAAAUGAGAUCGGAAAUCGACCAGCUGAAUCUGUGCGUCACCACAGAUGACAAUACAGACGAUGUUGUGAGGGUUCUUGGAAGAAAUGAAGAAGCUUUGGUUGUCUACGGCAUGACGGAGGAGGAUGGCGCGGCCGGUGACGGUAAGCAGACUAUAAUAGCUACUUAUGGAAUAGAGCCGGACUUUGUGAAGGAUGAUGAUUUCCCCGGUGAAGGUAUCCAUGAAAAUGUGGAUGAUGCUGGUGAGGUACUCGUCGAGGACAACAAUGAAGCUGCGAGGGCUCGAGAUAAAAGGAAGGCUAAGGUGCCGGAUGGUGAACCUGGUUAUGUACCGGCCAGUCAAGGCUUGGAAAAAGGAGAGUGUAGCCGCCCUUCAGGCAGGUACAGUUGCGCAGAAGAAACUAUUAAUGGUGUUUUCUCUGAGACGGAAGAGGUGCCAGCUAUGUUUGGAAGGGAUGCUCCGCCGGUAGUGGAUGAUGUUUCUGAUGAUGGGAUAGACAGUGCUUUGAGAGACAUGCGAUACGAAGGCGAUAGAAUUUUUGUUGGGAGAAUUUUCAGAAACAAAGUGGAGUGUAAAAUUAAGUUGGCUAUUCACGCCAUCAAUAAGAAAUUCCACUUCAGGACCCCGCGUUCAACACCAAACUACAUGGAGUUUCUUUGCAUCAAUCCGACAUGUCCUUGGCGGAUAUACGCUUCCCUCAUGGAUGCCACUGGGAACUUCCAAAUUAAGAAGGCGAAGUUGAAGCACACAUGCCCCAUUGAAGACCGUCGGAAAUAUCACAAACAAGCGACAACACAAGUGAUUGGUGAGCUGAUCCAGACACGAUUUGUCGUGGGAGAGAAAGGCCCCAGCCCAAUCGAAAUCCAGCGAAUCAUGCUUCAGGAGUUCCAGGUCAACAUUUCAUAUUGGAAGGCAUGGAGAUGCAGGGAACUUGCAUUGGAGAAAGCAUUUGGAUCGGUCUCUGGAAGUUUUGCAUUGCUCCCUUCUUAUUUGGAGAACCUACAGAACUCUAACCCUGGGACAGUUUGCAAAACUGAGUUCGGAGUGGACAAAAAUGGUUGUCAAAGAUUCAAGUACCUAUUCAUAUCGUUUUCUGCAUCAAUUGCUGGACUCCCAUACCUAAGGCCAGUGGUGAUUAUUGAUGGGACUCAUCUAGUUGGCAGAUAUGGGGGCUGUCUCAUAUGUGCUAGUGCUCAAGAUGGAAACUUUCAGAUCUAUCCAAUUGCAUAUGCAGUUGUGGACAGCGAGAAUGAUGCAUCUUAUGAAUGGUUUUUCAAUUGCUUGAAAACUAUCAUUCCCAAUGAUCAUGAUGUGUACCCUGCUGCCGGUCAUGGGGCGUGUCUUGUUCACUUAGCAAGGAACAUAACUGCACGGUUUAAAGAAAGUCGGCUACCUGGUCUGAUGGUCAGAGCUGCUAAAGCAUAUACCGUGUACGAGUUUCAACAGAUAUUUGCAGAUCUCCAAAGCGUAAGUCCUGGCUGUGCGAAGGAAUUUCCAUUAAUCUCAAUGCUUGAGGCCAUACGGAUGAGUCUAAUCAGCUGGUUUGUAAGGAGAAAAGCUGCAUCCGCCGUAGAGCAACAUUCUAUCAAUCAUAAAGUCCGUGACAUGUUGGACGAUAACUUCUAUGAUUCCACCGAGUUAAAGGUGGUUGUGGUCGGAGAGGAUGAGUACGAAGUUUACAACAGACAGGGGGAAAGGUUCGAAGUGAACCUUGUUUUAAAGUCGUGCAGCUGCAGGGAAUUUCAAAUGCUUCUCAUACCAUGCCGUCAUGCAAAGGCAGCUUCUUCGUGCAGCAAAACUGAGUUAGAUAAGCUCGUGGGGGAGGUGUACACCACAAGGUACUGA
Molecule: messenger RNA, 2010 nt
Organism: Eutrema salsugineum
Lineage: Eukaryota; Viridiplantae; Streptophyta; Magnoliopsida; Brassicales; Brassicaceae
Exons: 8
Coding region: 1-2010 (669 amino acids)
Molecular function (GO): zinc ion binding
Source: RefSeq, a predicted model, not a curated record